AUGAAAAUCCAAAUAUUAACACGGGCAUACGCGUUAACGAUCGAAGUCAGCACUCAAGAAACGAUUCUUGAAAUCAAGCGAAAAAUCGAGCAUUUUCUUGGUGUUCCAAUCUCUUCGCAAACACUUAGCAUAUACGAUUGGGAACUACUCGACGGGCUUGACCUAGAAGACUAUCCAAUCGUCACCGAAGGUACAAAAAUCGAUCUCACGAUCAAUGAUCAUACGCCAUCUCUAGAAACCCGUAGACAAAUGCAAAUUACAGUUAAAUUUUCAUCCCGAAAGCACAACAUAGAGAUAGAUAUAACGGAAACCGUAGGAAGUCUCAAAGAGAAGAUUCAUAUCAUCGAUGGAACUCCGAUAAAGCAAAUGAUGCUUUUCUUUUCUGGAGUGGAGAUGGAUGAGGAUUUUCGUAGUUUGAGUGAUUACGGUGUUGGUGAGUUCUCGGAAAUCGUUGUUUUCUUGAAGACCAUGAGUCGAUUAGUGACUGAGCCACCUUCACGGAAGCUUGGCUUCGUGGUGCAGACGUCCUCAGCUCUAUUCGACUCGACCUGCAUCCCGUUGGAGAUGAAGGACUCGAGCACUGUGAACGAGUUAAGGGAAUUACUAUUGGCGAGAAAACUACUACCAAUCGACGACUAUAUAUUUAUUCACAAACAAAGGAUCAUGAGAGACAAUUGUAGCCUCCGUUGGCACGGGGUCGAAAAUGGUGAUUAUCUUUAUGUUUUUAAAGGGACUGUUAGUUAG
Cynara cardunculus var. scolymus (artichoke) is the source of this 744-nucleotide messenger RNA. RefSeq lists its product as uncharacterized. The transcript has a single exon. Bases 1 to 744 code for a protein of 247 amino acids. Gene Ontology annotation, biological process: proteasome-mediated ubiquitin-dependent protein catabolic process. Gene Ontology annotation, cellular component: cytosol; nucleoplasm. Lineage: Eukaryota; Viridiplantae; Streptophyta; Magnoliopsida; Asterales; Asteraceae. The record is from RefSeq and is a predicted model, not a curated record. Gene Ontology annotation, molecular function: polyubiquitin modification-dependent protein binding; proteasome binding; ubiquitin binding.